Bombina bombina (fire-bellied toad) is the source of this 1748-nucleotide messenger RNA. RefSeq names its product calpain small subunit 1-like. Lineage: Eukaryota; Metazoa; Chordata; Amphibia; Anura; Bombinatoridae. The transcript has a single exon. Gene Ontology annotation, molecular function: calcium ion binding. The record is from RefSeq and is a predicted model, not a curated record. Bases 246 to 1253 code for a protein of 335 amino acids.
AGCAAGUCUGACUCAACAUUUCUGCUUUCCUGCCCAGACUGAUUUGAUGUGCAAGAAAGGACGAACUAAGCUACACUCCAAGAGCAACCAAUUCCCUACACCGUAGGGAAUCCUUCCUCUCUGCACACAGAAGGCGUAUACACUUCCUACAGCAAGGGGAAUCCUUCUUCGGCUGCUUCCAUCGCUCUCCCUUUACUGAGCAAACAUAUCCGUCUCUCACAGCUGAUUCUAUCCCAUCAAACAAGAUGUUUAUGCUCAAGAAACUAACAGAUUCGGUCCAGGGAGGAGGUGGUGGUGGUGUUGGUGGGAUGCUGCAGGGGGCUCUCAAUAUGGCUGGCUCUGGAGGUGGAGGUGGUGGUGGAGGAGGUGUGGGUAACCUGCUGCAAGGUGCCCUUAGCAUGGCAGGAUCUGGACAAGGAGGAGGAGGAGGAGGUGGCGGUGUAGGUAACUUGCUGCAAGGUGCCCUCAGCAUGGCAGGGUCUGGCCAAGGAGGAGGUGCUGGUGGUGGUGUGGGCAAAUUCAUACAAGGAGCAAUAAGUGGAAUAGCUGGCUCGGGUCAAGGUGGUGCCCAAUCCGGUCAACUUUUUGCAGGUGCUGGAGGUGGAGGAGGACAAGGAGGAAACAUCCUUGGUGGAGUUAUAGGCCUUAUUGGAAAUUUAAUUGCAAACUAUAAACCUGAGCCCCCUCCAACCCCUUGUGCUAAUACUUUUCAGCAGGAAGCCAAUGAAAAUGAAGAACAGAGGCAGUUCAGAAGACUUUUCAAGCAGCUGGCUGGAGAAGAUAUGGAAGUCUCCCCUGCAGAGCUCAUGAAUGUCCUGAAUAAAGUUGUGGCAAAGCACCCAGACCUUAAAACUGAUGGGUUCACCAUAGAUACAUGCCGCAGCAUGGUUGCUGUCAUGGACAGUGACGGGACAGGAAAGCUGGGCUUUGAGGAAUUCAAGUAUCUAUGGAACAACAUCAAGAAGUGGCAAUGCAUCUACAAGCAGUUUGAUACGAAUCGUUCAGGAUAUAUUCCUGGUAAUGCCAUCCCAGGUGCACUGCAGGCAGCUGGAUUCCAGCUAAAUGACCAACUAUACGCUAUGCUAGUACGCCGUUACGCAGAUGCAGAUGGGAAUGUGAACUUUGAUAGCUUUAUCAGCAGCUUGGUUAGAAUGGAUGCCAUGUUCCGAGCCUUUAAAGCCCUUGAUAGGAGUGGGGGAGGAGAGAUCCAAAUCCGGUUGCCAGAAUGGAUGAAGAUGACAAUCUACUCCUGAAGUGUCACCAUUCCAACCCUUACUUUGUUGUGCUAAAAGGAUCCCUCAGCAGUGGUUGGUGUGUGUAGCUUGCGUGCAACAGGAUGGACUGAAUACACUUAAAAUGCUUGGAAAGAUGGCUAUUGACUAGUAUAUAUGGUAUGAUUCUAACCCUCUGCAAGAGGUGGCUGGAGAAUAAUGGGUGUACCCGGUUAUGUAAGCAUGGUUUUAUAGUUAUGGUUUCCUAAUUAUAUUAGCAAUCAAUGUAUUACUUAUAGCAGACUUGAAAUGUAUAUCACUAUUGUCUGAAUCCUAUAUUAAUCUCCCUGCUGUGGUAUUCUAUGUUGCCAAUGUUACAUCUAUUGCUUUAACAGUUAAAAUACAUUUAGGUACCAAUUCUACCAGAAUUAUAGAUUGUCAUCUGGUGCCUUUGAUAACAAAUUUGCAGAAAUGUCAGACAACACGCUCAGGUGUAACAGCUUGGCAUAAAACCCUAUAAUAAAUAUACGUGUCUUA